UUCAAAGUCAAAAGCAGGCAGUCUUGAAUAAACAAAAUCCCUAAAAACGAGUAAAUAUACAGCUAAUCCUCUCCAUAUAUUCCGAUUUCCGAUCAAAAUUCCUUAAUUAUAGCGAUAACCCAUUUCUCAAAAUCAUCACUUUCUUCAGAUUCUCCAAAAAUUUCUCAAAAAUUCAUCAAAAUUUCAUCUGGGUUCAACUGAUUUUGUGUUUUCAGUUGAUUUUGAGUUGAAAAAAAAAAAAGAUGAACCCUUCAUCUUCAACUACUGGGGGUGCUGGAUCUGAUGAUAAUACUUCAAUUAGAAGAAAUUCAAAUCGACCCAAGUAUUCAAGAUUCACUCAACAGGAACUUCCAGCUUGCAAACCGAUUCUAACUCCAAAAUGGGUGAUUUCUGUUUUUUUACUUGUUGGUAUUGUGUUUAUCCCAAUUGGGGUUGUUUCACUUUUAGCAUCUAGAGAUGUUGUUGAAAUUGUUGAUCGUUAUGAUUCUGAAUGUGUGCCAUCGAAUAUGACAAAUGAUAAAAUUAGGUUUAUAACUAAUGAUAGUAUUGAUAAAACAUGUAUUAGGACUUUGACUGUGCCUAAGAAAAUGAAGCAGCCUAUUUAUAUUUAUUAUCAGCUUGAGAAUUAUUAUCAGAAUCAUCGUAGGUAUGUUAAAAGUCGAAGUGAUCAGCAGUUGAAAAGUGCUAGUAGAAGGGAUGAUACUGGUACUUGUGACCCCGAAGAUCGUGUUAAUGGUUUACCAAUUGUGCCUUGUGGUUUGAUUGCUUGGAGUUUGUUCAAUGAUACUUAUAACUUUAGUAUUGUUAAUAAUAAUAAUAAUAAUAAGCGGUUGGAUGUGAACAAAAAUGGUAUAGCUUGGAAGAGUGAUAGGGAUCAUAAGUUUGGAAAGGAUGUUUUUCCGUCAAACUUUCAGAAUGGGACGCUAAUCGGGGGUGGGAAGCUUACGAAUGAAUCGUUGGACAAGCAAGAAAAUCUAAUUGUUUGGAUGAGAACUGCUGCACUUCCGACGUUUAGGAAGUUGUAUGGGAAGAUAGAGGUGGAUCUGGAGGCGGGUGAUACAUUAAACGUGACGUUGCUGAACAAUUACAAUACUUAUAGUUUCGAUGGAAAGAAGAAGCUUGUGCUUUCUACAACUAGCUGGAUUGGUGGAAAGAAUGAUUUUCUUGGUAUUGCUUAUCUUACUGUAGGUGGAUUGUGUUUCUUUCUGGCUAUGGCUUUCACGAUCGUAUAUCUAGUUAAGCCAAGACAGCUUGGAGAUCCAACAUAUUUGUCGUGGAACAGGAACCCGGGAGGUAACUAGCAUGGACUUGAAGUCUGUUGUGGCUCGAGCCUUUUACCAUCUGAGGUUGAUGUUGACAAAGCUUGUGUCUUGUAGCAGCUAUCUGUCUACAAGUUCUUUUUUUUUGAAAUGUUCUGCAUAUACUUUUAAACUCAAUUUGCUAGGAAAACAAUGAUAUGUAAUGAAGUAUUUUCCCUUUGUUAAGUGUUUAUCCAAAAUUAUGUAUGUACAAUGGAAGUAAUUGCUUAAAGGACUUGAAUGAUGCCAGUAGAUUAUAAAUGUGAUGUUGCAAUACAUUUACGCUA
This is a messenger RNA of Solanum pennellii, 1585 nucleotides long. Its product is annotated as ALA-interacting subunit 3-like. Bases 243 to 1301 code for a protein of 352 amino acids. Lineage: Eukaryota; Viridiplantae; Streptophyta; Magnoliopsida; Solanales; Solanaceae. The transcript has a single exon. Gene Ontology annotation, cellular component: Golgi apparatus; endoplasmic reticulum; plasma membrane. The record is from RefSeq and is a predicted model, not a curated record.